Molecule: messenger RNA, 3088 nt
Organism: Fukomys damarensis (Damara mole-rat)
Lineage: Eukaryota; Metazoa; Chordata; Mammalia; Rodentia; Bathyergidae
Gene: Pik3ap1
Product: phosphoinositide-3-kinase adaptor protein 1
Exons: 18
Coding region: 16-2697 (893 amino acids)
Biological process (GO): signal transduction
Cellular component (GO): cytosol
Molecular function (GO): signaling receptor binding; phosphatidylinositol 3-kinase regulatory subunit binding
Source: RefSeq, a predicted model, not a curated record
GUCUGCGCCCGCGGAAUGCUUUUCUUGCGAGGGGUGCCCCGAAGAUGCGACAUCCUCACCGUCUACAGCCCGGACGCCGAAGAAUGGUGCCAGUACCUGCAGGACCUUUUCCUGUCCAGUCGGCAGGUCCGCACCCAGAAGAUGCUGACGCACAGGCUGGGCCCUGACGCCUCCUUCUCAGCCGAAGACCUGCUGCUCUUUCUGGGCGCCCGCUGCGUGGUGGUGCUGCUCUCGGCGGAGCUGGUGGAGCACUUCUACCGGCCCGCGCUGCUGCCGCUGCUGCAGCGGGCGCUGCACCCUCCGCACCGCGUGGUCCGGCUGCUCUGCGGGGUGCAGGGCGCCCCGGAGGAGUUCCUGCCCUUCUUCCCCGACUGGGCCCUCUGGCAGGAGCUCACCUGUGACGACGAGCCCGAGGUCUAUGUGGCCGCGGUGAGGAAGGCCAUUUCCGAAGAUUCUGGCUGUGACUCAGUGACUGACACAGAGCCUGAAGAAGAGAGCCACUCAAAGCAGCAGAGCCUACCGACGACAGAGGCUUCCAGGAACCUGAUGGUGGUACAGCCGGACCGCAUUCGCUGUGGGGCAGAAACUACGGUCUACGUCAUUGUGAGAUGUAAGUUGGAUGAGAGGGUGGCAACAGAGGCAGAAUUUUCUCCUGAGGAUUCCCCCUCUGUAAGGGUAGAAGCCAUGCUGGAGAAUGAAUACACAGUGUCUGUGAGGGCUCCUGAUCUUUCAUCUGGGAAUGUUUGUCUGAAGAUAUAUUCUGGGGAUUUAGUGGUAUGUGAAACCAUUAUCAGCUAUUAUACAGACAUGGAAGAAAUUGGGAAUUUACUGUCUAAUGCUGCAAAUCCUGUGGAGUUCAUGUGUCAGGCCUUUAAAAUUGUGCCCUACAACACAGAAACUCUUGAUAAACUGCUAACAGAGUCCCUGAAAAACAACAUCCCUGCAAGUGGACUGCACCUUUUUGGAAUCAACCAGCUGGAAGAGGAAGAUAUGAUGACAAAUCAGAGGAAUGAAGAGCUGCCUACCUUGUUGCAUUUUGCUGCGAAGUAUGGGCUGAAGAACCUUACUGCUUUGCUGCUCACCUGCCCAGGGGCCCUCCAGGCAUACAGUGUGGCCAACAAGCAUGGCCACUAUCCCAACACCAUUGCCGAGAAACAUGGCUUCAGGGAUCUGCGGCAGUUCAUCGACGAGUAUGUGGAGACUGUGGACAUGUUGAAGAGCCACAUUAAGGAGGAGCUGAUGCACGGAGAGGAGGCUGAUGCUGUGUACGAGUCCAUGGCCCACCUGUCCACAGACCUGCUCAUGAAAUGCUCCCUCAAUCCCGGCUGUGACGAGGAGCUCUACGAGUCCAUGGCGGCCCUUGCCCCAGCGGCCACUGAGGACCUCUAUGUUGAAAUGCUUCAGGCAAAUACAUCUAACACAGUCUCCGGUGAUGGUUUCUCUAGGCCUACUAAGGAUUCUAUGAUCCGCAAGUUUUUAGAAGGCAGCAGCGUAGGAAUGACCAGUUUGGAGAGAGAUCAGUACCAUCUUGGUGGGGAAGAAGAUGUUUAUCACACAGUGGAAGAUGAAGAGGCCUUUUGCAUGGACCUGGCCAGCAGGCCUCCUCUCCCUGUGCCCAGGCCAGAGGCCAGCGCUCCAAGUGCUCAUCAGCUGCCUGACAAUGAACCAUACAUUUCUAAAGUUUUUGGAGAAAAAAGUCAAGAGCAGUCUGGGAAUUUGUAUGUUUCCUCAGAGAGCCUCCUGAAAGAGCCGCCUGUCAGACCUUGGAGAGACAGGCCCCAGUCAAGUGUGUAUGACCCAUUCGCUGGGAUGAAGACGCCAGGCCAGCGGCAGCUCAUCACCCUGCAGGAGCAGGUGAAGCUGGGCAUCGUCAACGUGGAUGAGGCUGUGCUGCACUUCAAGGAAUGGCAGCUCAACCAGAAGAAACGAUCUGAGUCCUUUCGCUUCCAGCAGGAGAAUCUUAAACGGUUAAGGGACAGUAUCACCCGAAGACAGAAAGAGAAGCAAAAAUCAGGAAAGCAGACAGACUUGGAGAUCACAGUCCCCAUCCGGCACUCACAGCACCUGCCUGGGAAAGUGGAGUUUGGAGUCUAUGAGAGCGGCCCUAGGAAAAGUGUCUUCCCCUCAAGAACAGAGCUAAGGCGUGGCAACUGGAAAACAGACAGUACCUCCAGUACAGCAAGCAGCACGAGUAACCGCUCAAGCACACGGAGCCUCCUCAGUGUGAGCAGCGGGAUGGAGGGCGACAAUGAGGACAAUGAAGUCUCAGAAGUUACCAGAAGUCAUAGUCCAGGCCCCCAACAAGUGGAUGGAACUCAUACCAUGUCCCUUGAGAGACCCCCCAGGGUGCCUCCUCGAGCUGCCUCACAGAGAUGGAGUCUUCCAAGUUGUCCAGGGUCACCUCAAACUUGCAGUUUUCCUGUUUCUGCCUCCCAGUCCAAGUCACUGGGAUUACAGGCCUCCAGCCAGAGAGACCUUCCAUCCUCCUCCACCUGUUCCACCCAGAGGUCGCUGAUUCCACCUCCUACACUCUGCCUACUUCAGAACAUUCAGACUUGCAACUUUCAGCCUGUUAAUGAUGUCUUCAUGUUGUGUUUUCUGGUGUGGUUGUUGAUCUUAAGAGCCACUCUCAUUGCUGAUGUCGUUGCAGCUCUGAUGGUUUGGGUUAUCCUUGAAGAAGACAUUAUCAAGGCAUGAAGUUGUGAACAAUUAUGGACUCUGUUCACCAUUAUCAAGAAUAUUGAUUCAUAUUCUUGUUUACCAAAAAAAGUAACUUGAUCAGAAUAUUUACCUCUCCUUUCCUAUAUCAGAAGCCUAAUAAGAUUGAUUAGACAUGUACUUACAAGUGAUUAUACUGCAAUGUACUUAUAUUAGGACUUAUGUAUUUGCCAGCCUAAUAUCUAGAAAUGGUUAAGAUACAGGUCUCACAGUAUUCCAGUAAAAAAAAAUAAGUGGCCUAAUUUUAAAAUAAUUCUUCUGCUUGCCCAUAUGUUCAGGAGGUUCACAUACAGCAAAUUGAAAAAGAUCUUAAGAAGGGAUGCAUACUAACUUCUUUCGUAUAGAAGGCAAAUCUGAGGUCCCAUAGAAA